UGCGCUCGCCAUGCUGCGAGGGCCGCGGGCCCUGGCUCCGGCCGCGGGGCCGCCCCCCAAGGGGCUGCCCACGAUGAGCCCCACGGAGCUGUGGCCGCCCGGCCUCAGCAGCCCUCAGCUCUGCCCGGCCACCACCACCUACACCCAGCUGUACCCGCAGACUGUGCCUCCCGCUGCGGCGCCGGGCACCUGCCUCGACGCCACCCCCCACGGACCGGAGGGCCAAGCUGUGCGAUGCGUGCCUGCUGGCCGGCUGCCGGCCAAAAGGAAGCUGGACCUGGAGGGGAUCGGGAGGCCUGUGGUCCCUGAAUUCCGGACUCCCAAGCGGAAGUGCAUUAGAGUGGAUGGCCUCCCCAGCCCCAAAACCCCCAAGUCGCCUGGGGAGAAGACUCGCUAUGACACGUCGCUGGGGCUGCUCACCAAGAAAUUCAUUUACCUCCUGAGCGAGUCUGAGGAUGGGGUCCUGGACCUUAACUGGGCUGCUGAGGUGCUGGACGUGCAGAAGCGGCGCAUCUACGACAUAACCAAUGUGCUGGAGGGCAUCCAGCUCAUCCGCAAGAAGGCCAAGAACAACAUCCAGUGGGUAGGCAGAGGACUGUUUGAAGACCCUACCCGGCCUGGGAAGCAGCAGCAGCUGGGGCAGGAGCUGAAGGAGCUAAUGAGCAUGGAGCAGGCCUUGGACCAGCUCAUCCAGAGCUGCUCUCUGAACUUCAAGCACCUGACGGAGGACAAGGCCAACAAGAGACUGGCCUACGUGACUUACCAGGACAUCCGUGCUGUGGGCAACUUUAAGGAGCAGACGGUGAUCGCUGUCAAGGCCCCUCCGCAGACGAGACUGGAAGUGCCUGACAGGAGCGAGGAGAACCUGCAGAUAUAUCUGAAGAGCACGCAGGGGCCCAUCGAAGUCUACCUGUGCCCGGAAGAGGUGCAGGAGCCCAACAGUCCUGCCAAGGAGCCCCUCCCCUCCACCUCCGCCCUCAGUCCCAGCCCUGACCCCACCCAGCCCAGCAGCAGCAUCAACCCUGGAAUCACGGAAUCCACGGCAUCCUCAGCACCAGCGCUGAUGUCCCAGCAGGUCCUGCCGCCACUCCCGCCGUCCCUUGUCCCGCUGGAGGCCACCGACAGCAUGCUGGAGCCGCCACACCCACUCCUGCAGCAGACCGAAGACCAGCUCCUGUCCCCGACACUGCCGUGCGGCUCCCCUCUGAUCAGCUUCUCCCCGCCCUUGGACCAGGACGACUACCUGUGGGGCCUGGACAGCGGGGAGGGCAUCAGUGACCUCUUCGACACCUAUGACCUCGGGGACCUGCUGAUUAACUGAAUGGCCCCUGCCUGCCCCCCGGCAACCCCGCCAGUCUCCACCUCCUCACAGGCAGACUGACAGGCCCUCUGCCUGCACA
Messenger RNA from Eubalaena glacialis (North Atlantic right whale), 1400 nucleotides. It is a transcript of the gene E2F2, whose product is annotated as E2F transcription factor 2. The transcript has 7 exons. NCBI's taxonomy places the organism in Eukaryota, Metazoa, Chordata, Mammalia, Artiodactyla, Balaenidae. The coding region runs from base 11 to 1321 and encodes 436 amino acids. Gene Ontology annotation, biological process: regulation of transcription by RNA polymerase II. Gene Ontology annotation, cellular component: RNA polymerase II transcription regulator complex. The record is from RefSeq and is a predicted model, not a curated record. Gene Ontology annotation, molecular function: DNA-binding transcription factor activity, RNA polymerase II-specific; RNA polymerase II cis-regulatory region sequence-specific DNA binding; protein dimerization activity.